ACGGAUCUCUCUCUCUCUCUCUCUCUCUCUCUCUCUCUCUCUCUCUCGAUCGCUUGCUCGUGCAACUGAGGAAGAAGAUGCAGGCGGUCUCCAGGAGAUUAGCUUACCGUCCGCUCGCCGGAGGAGCUCCGAUUUAUUCUUCGUCUUACCUCAACUCGAUCUGUGAAGGCUCGUCUCACCAUCAUGGGAAGGAUAAUCGGCGUUACUCUUCUUCACUCGCUGCCAAGGGCGUGGGCCACCUCGCCCGCAAGGGUACUGGUGGGAGAUCUUCCGUCAGUGGCAUUAUAGCUACGGUGUUUGGAGCCACGGGAUUUCUGGGCCGCUAUCUUGUGCAGCAGCUUGCUAAAAUGGGAUCUCAGGUGCUCGUUCCUUUCCGAGGCUCAGAGGACGAUCCUCGUCAUCUCAAGUUGAUGGGUGAUUUAGGACAGAUAGUACCGAUGAAAUUCAACCCAAGGGAUGAGGACUCUAUUAAGGCAGUCAUGGCUAAGGCUAAUGUUGUUAUCAAUCUUACUGGAAGAGAGUACGAGACCAGAAAUUUCAGUUUUGAGGAGGUGAACCAUCACAUGGCUGAAAAACUUGCUUUGUUGGCUAAAGAACAUGGUGGGAUUAUGAGAUUUAUUCAAGUUUCUUGCCUAGGAGCUUCAGCAUCGUCUCCUUCAAAAAUGCGGAGGACAAAGGCUGCUGGUGAGGAAGCUAUCUUGAAAGUGCUUCCUGAGGCCACAAUUAUGAGACCUGCAACGAUGAUUGGUACAGAGGACAGGAUUUUGAACCCGUGGGCACAGUUUGUUAAAAAGUAUAGCUUCCUCCCGCUCAUAGGCGAUGGAACGACCAAAAUCCAGCCCGUAUAUGUUGUUGAUGUAGCCGGUGCAGUCAUUCAAGCUCUGAAGGAUGAUGGCAUUAGCAUGGGUAAAACAUAUGAACUGGGUGGUCCAGAGGUUUUUACAAUUCAUGAAUUGGCAGAGCUCAUGUAUGAUAUGAUCCGUGAAUGGCCUAGGUAUGUGAAGGUUCCAUUUCCCAUUGCUAAGGCACUGGCAAGUCCUAGGGAGGUGAUGCUCAACAAAGUCCCUUUCCCAUUACCCACUCCCCAAAUAUUCAAUUUAGAUCAAAUAAAUGCCCUUACAACAGAUACGCUGGUGUCUGAUAACGCCUUGACGUUUCAGGAUCUGGGCAUUGUCCCGCAUAAGUUGAAGGGCUACCCGGUUGAGUAUCUUAUCCAGUAUCGCAAAGGCGGUCCCCAAUUCGGUUCUACUGUCAGUGAAAAGGUUCCGACAGACUUCGACCCGUAGAAUUUUGGUGCUGAAGGGUACAAUGAAACUGGAAAACUAAAAACGGGUAUGUUCCAUUCCCUUGUGUCAAUAAAAAAAAGGACCCUGAAAACAGUGAUUGCGUUAUGCUCCUCUCCCUUUUGUUGUUUCGGCCUUGAAGAAUUAUAAUCAUCUAGAUUUUUCUUACUUGAAUAAAAUUCAAGUCAGGAAUACAUUGUAUUGUCU
This is a messenger RNA of Tarenaya hassleriana, 1490 nucleotides long. RefSeq names its product NADH dehydrogenase [ubiquinone] 1 alpha subcomplex subunit 9, mitochondrial. The record is from RefSeq and is a predicted model, not a curated record. Lineage: Eukaryota; Viridiplantae; Streptophyta; Magnoliopsida; Brassicales; Cleomaceae. Gene Ontology annotation, cellular component: mitochondrion. Gene Ontology annotation, molecular function: protein-containing complex binding. Bases 78 to 1286 code for a protein of 402 amino acids. The transcript is spliced from 12 exons.